AUGCGCGCCUGGCUGCUUGUGUGUGCGGCGCUCGCGCUCGCGCCGGGCCGGCCGCGCGCCGCCAGCGCCACGCCCGCCGCGACCGCCGCGCCCCCUGCGCCACCUGCGCCACCUGCGCACCCGGCGCACCCGGCGCACCCGGCGCACCCUGCGCACUCGACGCACACAGCGCACUUAGCGACCAUUACGCACUCAGUGCACGACUCGCACACUGCGCACUCCGCGCACCAAGCGCACUCUGCGCACUCGGAACACAGUGCGCACCCACACACCCUCGCGGAUCCCGCGCGGCUCGACCACAUCAAGACACAAAUACUCGCAAAGCUGGGGCUGCGCGCGCGACCGCGGCCGCUUGGCGCGCCGCCACGGGACGUGGUGCGGCAAAUCCUGGCGCGCGCCGCCGACACGCACACGGAGCGCCCACCAGAAGAAGACCACAGUAUGCGGGAGAUCAUCGCUAUUGCACAUAGAGGUUUGAACAUCCUGCAAACAAUAAAAGUUUAUACACCAAGUUGGUGAAGGUUACACAUAAUUGGGUGUAAACAAAUAUGUUAAAUAUUGCGCAGUUGUAUACUUUCUGACAUCGACAUUGCGCUGGUCUAAUUGUCAUUGAAUUGAGUAAAUAAUCAUCAAUUAUGACAGAGAGACUACAGAGAGUGGCUAAAUAAAUUAAUAAAUACGAAUAAACCCGCUGAAUUCUGUCAUUAUAUUUCAAUCUGUGGUAAAUUUUACAUCUCCUUCUAAUUUCUUGAUAAAAUAACUA
This is a messenger RNA of Papilio machaon (common yellow swallowtail), 763 nucleotides long. Its product is annotated as muscle segmentation homeobox-like. Bases 1 to 519 code for a protein of 172 amino acids. NCBI's taxonomy places the organism in Eukaryota, Metazoa, Arthropoda, Insecta, Lepidoptera, Papilionidae. The record is from RefSeq and is a predicted model, not a curated record. The transcript has 2 exons.